Messenger RNA from Penicillium odoratum, 1266 nucleotides. Its product is annotated as NADH:flavin oxidoreductase/NADH oxidase. NCBI's taxonomy places the organism in Eukaryota, Fungi, Ascomycota, Eurotiomycetes, Eurotiales, Aspergillaceae. The transcript has 2 exons. The record is from RefSeq and is a predicted model, not a curated record. Gene Ontology annotation, molecular function: NADP binding; NADPH dehydrogenase activity; FMN binding. Bases 1 to 1266 code for a protein of 421 amino acids. Gene Ontology annotation, cellular component: intracellular anatomical structure.
AUGUCGCAAUCCACUCUUCCCGAUAUCGUUAACAAGCCCGCCGAGGGCAUUUCCUACUUCACCCCCGCUCAAGUCCCACCCGCCGGAUCCGCAGCGAUUCCCCAGUCCGAUGGAACACAGCCACCAAAGCUCUUCCAGCCCUUCAAAGUGCGGGGCGUGACCUUCCACAAUCGCAUCGGGCUCUCACCGCUAUGUCAAUACAGCGCCGAUGAUGGCCACAUGACAGACUGGCACAUGGCCCACCUGGGCGGCAUCGCCCAACGCGGGCCAGGAUUCCUGAUGGUCGAAGCAACAGCAGUUCAGCCCGAAGGCCGCAUCACGCCCCAAGACCACGGUCUCUGGAAAGACUCGCAGAUCGCCCCGCUCAGCCGCGUGGUCGAAUUUGUCCACAGUCAGAACGGCGUCAUAGGGCUCCAGGUCGGCCAUGCGGGACGCAAGGCAAGCACUGUGGCUCCCUGGUUGAGCGCGGCCGAUACAGCUACAGAGGCAGUGGGUGGUUGGCCGGAUAAAGUGAUCGGUCCGAGCGAUGUUCCCUUCAAUGACAGGUUCCCCACGCCCAAGGCCAUGACGAAGGAUGAUAUUGAGCAGUUCAAGAAGGACUGGGUGGCCGCCGUUAAGCGAGCGGUGAAAGCGGGUGUGGAUUUUGUUGAGAUUCAUAAUGCGCAUGGAUAUCUUCUCAUGAGCUUUGUGUCGCCGGCCACUAAUCAUCGUACUGAUGAAUAUGGCGGUAGCUUUGAGAAUCGGAUUCGAUUGACAUUGGAGACCGCGAAGUUGACUCGCGACAAUGUUCCGAAAGAUAUGCCUGUUUUUUUGCGUAUUUCGGCUACGGACUGGCUGGAAGAAUCUUUGCCUGACCAGCCUAGCUGGCGCGUGGAGGAUACUGUUCGUCUUGCUAAAGCUCUGGCGGACAGUGGCAAUGUUGAUGUGCUGGAUAUUAGCAGCGGAGGAAAUCAUCAGAAGCAGCAUAUCCAUGCUAAGCCGGCUUUCCAGGCACCUUUUGCCAUCAAGGUGAAGGAAGCUGUUGGAGACAAGCUCAAGGUCGGCUCGGUAGGCAUGAUCGACUCGGGUCACCUGGCGAAUAGUCUUUUGGAAAAUGAUGGUCUGGAUUUCGUCCUCAUUGGUCGAGGAUUCCAGAGGAAUCCGAGUCUGGUUUGGGCUUGGGCUGAUGAGCUAGAUGUUGAAAUCUCUAUGGCUAACCAGAUUCGCUGGGGAUUUAGCAGUCGUGGUGGCGGGGUUUACUUGAAGAAGCGAGGGUCUAUGGCGUAG